Messenger RNA from Aphidius gifuensis, 4917 nucleotides. It is a transcript of the gene LRR, whose product is annotated as F-actin-uncapping protein LRRC16A. The transcript has 8 exons. The record is from RefSeq and is a predicted model, not a curated record. NCBI's taxonomy places the organism in Eukaryota, Metazoa, Arthropoda, Insecta, Hymenoptera, Braconidae. Bases 368 to 4720 code for a protein of 1450 amino acids. Gene Ontology annotation, molecular function: protein binding. Gene Ontology annotation, cellular component: plasma membrane; lamellipodium. Gene Ontology annotation, biological process: cell migration; regulation of Arp2/3 complex-mediated actin nucleation.
UUUGAUUCAUUUUAUUUUAAUUUUCCUCAAUUUUGUUUACUCCAAAAAGUUAAAUUAAUUGUUUUUUUUUUUUAUACUUGUAUCAGUGUGUGUGAGUAAUUUUGUAUUUUUAUUUUUCCUUGUGUGUGUUAAAUUCGAUUACAAUAUGGCUGAAAGUUACUCAUCGAUGAUCCAUACCCAGACUUGAACAGCCCCACCAACAAGCUUGAUUAAGCCAAUUGUGUCACUGGAAUAAUUUUAUUUAUUUAUAUUUAAAAUAAGUUAUGUUUUUUAUUAUAUAAUAAAUAUGUCAUCAGUUAAAUUAAUUGUGCUGGUUUAUUGUUAAUUAAUAUUUGUUUUAAAAAAAUUAAUUUAACAAGACAUAAACAUGUCAACUUGUUCGCAACUUACCAAGGAACUCAAUGAAUCUGUCAAGGCUCUUUUGGGUAAAAAUGUUAAAAUAUUAUUAAAAAACGUUGUUAAACUUGAAACGAAACCUGAAAAACUUGAAAAUCGUGUUUUGGUAUUUUCACCAUGUCGAUUAUUUUUGCUCACUGCCAAGGUUCCAACUCGGAUCGAUUGUCAUUUUCAUUAUUUGGAAAUAACAUCAGUAGAAUCAAAACGUCCAAAUCAGCUAUGUUUAACAGCAAGCGAAAGAAGUUAUAAUUUCACAACAACUGGUACAUCUGGUGUAUCAUUAUUAGAUACAAGUGAAAUUGAUGCAAUGAUAGAAGCAUUACAUACAGCAAUAAGAAAUAUAUUUCCAACAGUACCACUUAAUUAUGUUAUACGUAAAAUAGAUGUUAUACCACCAACAAGAUUACAAAAUAUACGUAGUAGUGAAUUAGCAAGAAGUACUGAGGCAACACGUACAACUGGACCAUGUGGUGGUUUUUCAACUCAAUAUGCAUGUAUGUGUGAUUUACAUGGUGUACAAUAUCGUGAAGAAGUAUCUCUAGAUGUUGAUACAAUAUAUCAAUCACAAAAUACAUAUGAAUUAAAUUUACGUGAUUUUGAUCAUCUUGAACAAAAAGAUUUAGUGCCAAUAAUAUCAGCACUCGAGUACAAUACAUGGUUUAAAAAAUUACGUUUAUCAAAUAUGAAAUUAAACAAUGAAUGUCUUGAUCGUUUGCUACACAUAAUCAAACGUUCAUUGUCAUUGGAAGAAUUAUAUUUUGAUAAUAUUGGUAUUAAAUCAGAUUUUGCUCAUAAAUUAUCAUUAGCAGCAAUAUCAAAUCCAAAUAGUGUAUUAAAUACAAUUGAUUUAUCAUAUAAUUUAAUUGAAGAUAAAGGUGCAACAUCAUUAUGUGGUUUAAUUGCAAAAUUAACAACUGGUUGUAAUAUAAAUGGUACAACAAUUAUUGGCUAUAUACCACAAGGUUUAAAAAAAUUAUCAUUAACACAUUGUAGUUUAACAUCAAAGGGUAUAUCACAAUUAUCACAUGCAUUUAAUUUAAAUAGAACAAUAACAACAUCAUUAAAUUAUUUAAAUAUCAGUGAUAAUAAUAUUAAAGAUGAUAUUAAUAAUUUAUGUAAUUAUUUACGUCAACCAAAUACAUUAACAUAUUUAGAUAUUGGUGGUGUUGAUGCAACACUUGAAUUAAUAUUUAAUGCAUUACAAAAUGGUUGUAUUACAAAUUUAAUACAUUUAAAUGUAUCACGUAAUAUAUUUAUAACUAAAAAAACCAAAGAAAUACCUCCUAGUUUUAAACAAUUUUUUACAUCAACAUAUACACUUAAAUAUUUAAAUAUAUCAUAUUGUAAAUUACCAUUAGAGGGAUUAAAAAAUUUAUUACUUGGUUUAGCAUGUAAUGAAAAUACAAAUGAACUUGAGCUUGAUAUGAGUGGUAAUAAUUUAGGUUCAAUGGGUGCACAUAUAUUGGAAUCAUGUAUACAUGGUGUACGUUGUUUAUCAUCACUUGAUAUUAGUGAUAGUAAUAUGGAUGUUGAUAUUGGACAAGUUAUAACAGCUAUUGGUAAAAAUAAAUCAAUAAAACAUUUAUAUAUGAGUAAAAAUUUACUUGGUAUGAAAAGUAAAAAUAUAACAAUUAUUAUGGAUUCAUUGGUACAAAUGUUACAAGAAGAUGAUUGUGUAUUAGAAUCAUUAUACAUACAAGAUUCACGUUUAAAAAGUGAUAUAUUUAAUUUAAUUGAUUCAUUAGGUAAUAAUAAAUGUUUAAAAAUUAUUGAUAUUAGUGGUAAUUUAAUUGGUGAUAGUGGUGCACGUAUAUUAGCUAAAACAUUACAAAUUAAUACAACAAUUAAAAAAAUUAUAUAUGAUAAAAAUAAUAUAACAAUACAAGGUUAUUCAGAUAUUAUUUAUGCACUUGAAAAUAAUUAUAAUAUUAAAUAUAUGCCAUUUCCAAUAUAUGAUAUACAACAAUGUAUGAAAAUAUCAUCUGAACGUACUGAACAAUUAUUUAAAAAAUUACAAGAUAUAUUACAAAGAAAUAUUAGUGAAAUUAAAUAUUAUAAUAAUUGUAAUAAUAAUAUAUUUAAAUUAAAAAAUGGUUUAUUAUUAAAUACAACACAAAAUAAUGUUGAUAGACUUGUUAUACAAACACAAGAUACAAUUAAAACACUUGCUGCUGAAACUUGUGAUUUAAAUAAUGAUAUUAAUUAUGCAACAAGUUUAAUACAAGAUGCUGAUAAUUCAAAACAACUAUCAACAAAACUACAUGAUUUAAUAAUACAACGUAAUAUGGAAAAUAAUUUAAUUAUUAAUAAUAAAUUAAAUGACAUAACAUUUGAUAUACAUAAAUUAUUAUGUAAUUGUAUUGAUGAUACAUUUGAAUUAUUAUUAAAAACAACAAAUGAUUAUUGUUCAAAUAUUAUGAGUCAAGUUGUUAUGAAAGGUGGUGAUAAAAGUGAACUAAUAACAGUUGAAGAUGAUAUACGUAAUAUAUUUAAAUCUAAAAAUAAUAUAACAAUUGAUUAUAUUAAUUCAUGUAUUAUUGAUAAAAGUGGUACAGAUAUUAUUCAUAAAAUUAAUGAAAUUAAUUUAACAAUUGCUGGUAAUAUUGCUGAUCGUAUUAAUGAUGAAAUUAUUGAUUUAUUAACAAGAUCAUAUAAAACAUUAAUUGGUGAUUAUUGUGAUCGUACUAGAUCAAGUACACCAGAUGUAUUAAGACCAAGUGCUAGUUCAAUAAGUAGUGGUAGUGUUAUUGGUAUUGGUACUGGUGUACAUUCAUGUCAUUCAACAACUGGUAGUAUUAUAUUAACAAAUGAUGAACAUAUUUAUGCUGUUGUAUCAACUGCUGAUUCAAUAACUGAUAAUUCAGGAACAAUUGGAGGUGAUGGUGAUUCAACAACACUUGAAGAUGGUUAUCCAUCACCAUGUAAUUUAAUGAUGGGAUCACCAAUUAUUAAUUCAUCAAAUGAACAAUCAUCACCAACAAAAUUGGAAUAUUUAAAUCUUGCAACUCCACAUCUUUCAAGUAAAAGAAAAGGCAUUAAUAUUAAUCGUAAUUUACGUCCAAAAUCAGUAACUGAUACUGUUGAAGGUUUAUCAAUUGAUGAUAUACCAAAUUUACUUCCAUCAAUUCCAAAAGAACAUAAUAAUACAGAAGGUAUAUCAGAAAAUGAGCAUAGUUUAACUGAAAGUCUUGAUUCAAUAUCUGAAUUACCAAAUACAUCUGGACAACAAUUACAGCAUUUAGUUAAAACACGUCCAAAAAGAACUAAAACACGUGCACCAACACGUCCAAUGUUACAACAAACAAUUGAUUCAUUAGCACUUGGUGAAGGUUUAGAUGUAUUUUUUCGACCAACAACACCAACAACACCAUUAGUAUCACCAACAAGUGAUGAUAUAUCACUUCAUACAUUUCCACAAAUUGAUGGUAGUCCAAAUUUAAGUGUAACAAGUCAACCAAGUAUACAAAUUGAUAAUAAUGAUAAUAGUAAAAAAAAUAAUAAUAAUAAUUGUAAUUCACCAAUGUUAAAAACAUUAUUAGAACCAACACCAAGAUCAAUAUCAAGUGAUAAUUUAGAAAAAUUUUCACCAAUUGCUGGACGUAGAUCACAAGGUGAUACACCAUUAACAGCAUCACCACUUGUACGUAGAAAUACAAAUGAAAAUGAUUCUGGUGAUUUUAAAAAAAAAAUAAUAAAUACAAAUUUACCAUCAUCAACAAAUUGUCAAGAUAAUAAUGAUUAUUGUACAACAAAUUCAACAAUAGAUAAUAAAAUAUGUGUUAAAGUAGCAAAAGCAAAUUUUGAAAUAAAUAAUGAUGUUAAAUUUGUUAAAAUAAAUAAAACAAUACCACCAGCAAUAGCACCAAAACCAAGACCAUGGAGUAUGAGUACUGAUAGAAAAUCUGGUGAAUUUAAUAAUUUAUUAAGUGAUGGUUCAUCACCAAAUACAUCAGCAGGUAAUACACCAGAUUCUGGUGAUGCAUUGGAAGAAUCAAUUGAUAAUGGAAUGAAUGGUCCUGCUUCAUUACCACCAACAUUAACUGGUACAACUGUUGGAUCAUUAAAUAGUAGCACUGUUGAAAAAAGAUCAGUCAAAGAAUUAGCAGCUAGUUUAAAUAAAGGAAAUAUUAAUGAUAGAAAAGAAAAUGAACAAAAUGUUAAUUCAUCAAGAUCAUUGUUUCAUCGUACUGUUGAACCAAUUUCCAACAAGGUACCAGCAGUAUUGAAAAAGGAUGAAGAAGGCCACAAGAUAUUUAAACUUCGACGUACAUCUUUUCUUCGUGAUUCAAAUUACAAUUACGACAAUGACACUGUUGACGUAUAGCCAAAUCAUGACAUCAAUCAUCCACGUAUUAUUAUUAAUAUUGAUAUUUUUAUUUUUAUUUUUUUCCAUCAAUUUAUCAACUCUGGAGCAUUCCAUGAUUUUUAUACAAAUAUAUAUUUUUUUCUUCAGCACACUGUGCCAUUUAUUUAUAUAUUAAUUUCAAUUAAUUAUCAAAUUUUUUUAAUUAAUAAUCAUGG